Messenger RNA from Anguilla anguilla (European eel), 1381 nucleotides. RefSeq names its product transmembrane protein, adipocyte asscociated 1 (gene tpra1). The record is from RefSeq and is a predicted model, not a curated record. Gene Ontology annotation, cellular component: plasma membrane. The coding region runs from base 222 to 1361 and encodes 379 amino acids. Lineage: Eukaryota; Metazoa; Chordata; Actinopteri; Anguilliformes; Anguillidae. The transcript is spliced from 11 exons. Gene Ontology annotation, molecular function: G protein-coupled receptor activity. Gene Ontology annotation, biological process: G protein-coupled receptor signaling pathway.
CGCUCCAAACGAACAGCGCAGAAGAGGAAACCUGUCAGGUGAUAGAGGGAAUUGUUUAUGUUGUUUGCUAACCAGUGCAAGCGGAUUUGUUAGAUUUAUGUAGUGAAUAACUCGAUUGUUCAGUUAAUUAUGUUUUUUGGAUAAUCCUGUUGACGACGACAGCGUAUCACAUUUUCCCGUUGAUGUGAAGCAGCUAUCUCAGUUUGCAAACUGGACACAGUAUGCAGGACGCCGUGACCGCGGCCGUGAGGUUUUCGCUGUACAGCAAUGGCAGCGCGUUCCCCACCGCGAUGGAGAACGUCUCCGUGUUACCUACCUGGGAUCCAGACACAGAAACAAAUGUAACCAAGCCAAACAAGUGUCUGCAAGUCCUCUAUGAAGACAUCAGCAACUCCAGGGUGAGGUUCUGGGACCUAUUGCUGCUGGUGCCCAAUGUGGCAUUCUUCAUAUUUCUGUUGUGGAAGCUGCCGUCCGCCAGAGCCAAGAUCCGCCUGGUUUCCAGCCCCAUCUUCAUUACCUUCUAUAUACUGGUGUUCGUUGUGGCAGCAGUCGGAAUCACUCGUGCUAUAGUGUCCAUGACUGUCAGUGCCUCCAGUGCUGCUACCAUUAUUGACAAGGUCCUGUGGGAGAUCACUCGCUUCUUCCUCCUGACGAUCGAGCUGAGCGUCAUCAUCCUGGGGCUGGCCUUCGGGCACCUGGAGAGCAAGUCAAGCAUCAAGCGCGUUUUAGCCAUCACUGCAGUCUUGGCCCUGGUGUACUCCAUCACACAGGGCACUCUGGAGAUCCUGUAUCCCGAUCAGCACCUAUCUGCAGAAGACUUCAACAUCUAUGGCCAUGGGGGGCGCCACUUCUGGCUCGCCAGUUCCUGUUUUUUCUUUCUGGUUUAUUCUCUGAUAGUGAUCCUGCCCAAGACCCCUGUGAGAGAGAGGAUAUCCCUGCCAUCCAAGAAGAGCUUCUACGUGUACGCGGCCAUCCUGUCCGUGCUCAACCUGGUGCAGGGCGUGGGCAGCACCCUGCUGUGCGCGGGGAUCAUCGAGGGGCUCUGCUGCGUGGAUGUGACCACAUUCCUUUACUUCUCCGUGUUUGCGCCUUUGAUCUAUAUCACAUUCCUCAAAGGAUUUUUCGGCUCGGAGCCCAAGAUCAUGUUCUCCUACAAGUCCCAGAUAGACGAGCCCGAUGACACCGACGUGCACCUCCCCCCCACGUACGGCGUGGGCCGGAAGGAGCUGGAGUCGGGGUCCUACUCCAGCACGCAGAUCGACGGGUCUGCUGCCUACCUGGACGACGUGGCGUCCGGGCCCUACACCGUGGGCAGCAUCAACAGCAUCGACAGCGACCGCUGGAGAGCCAUCAAUGCCUAGGGGGGCCAUGGAGGCGAGGG